This is a messenger RNA of Penaeus vannamei (Pacific white shrimp), 1080 nucleotides long. Its product is annotated as leucine-rich repeat-containing G-protein coupled receptor 4. NCBI's taxonomy places the organism in Eukaryota, Metazoa, Arthropoda, Malacostraca, Decapoda, Penaeidae. Gene Ontology annotation, molecular function: protein binding. The record is from RefSeq and is a predicted model, not a curated record.
CACAUCUACGAACCAUCACUCGCACAAUAUAAUUACGCGUCGGAGGAUUCACAUUUGUUUAUUAAAACUGCAGCUGAAUCAGAGAUCUCGAGGACUGGACACCAUGGAGUCCAGAGUUUCUACGCUUCUCGUGCUUUUCCUGAUACACUGUAGUGUCUCAGCGAGCGAGGAGUGCCCGUGCGUGCACCGCGAAGCCGACCCGCUCUUUCCCGGAGCCGACGGGACGCGCUGGGACUGUGAGUACUUGAAUGGCGGCCUGCUCGAGGUGCCCGCCUCCUGCUGGGACCUUCACCCCGACGUUACGCAGAUUUUUUUGGAUUACAACAAUAUUGCACACGUAGAUGUGAACAGUUUCAAGGGGCUCACACAGCUGCAAGUGCUUUCACUAGCUCACAACAACAUUGCUGGAAUUGAAGAGGGAGCACUUGGUGAUCUCACUUCCUUAAAGUUCUUGGAUAUGUCCAGUAACAAGAUCUUAGAUCCUCCUGUUGACAUGUGGAACUUGGCAAAACUGACUUUUCUUGACCUUUCGGAUAACCAUCUGACAGAAGUUCAGCACUAUAAUAUUUCAAAGCUAGUUAAUCUUGAAGUCCUUGACCUACACUUAAACCGUUUGCGACAAAUCCCCUACCACAGCCUUGAGCCUUUGUCCAAGUUACAAAAGCUCCACUUACACUGGAAUCAGUUUGUGGUCCUCCCCAUAGUACAUGAAAACCUUGAGUUAGAAGAGGUCCUUGUAAACGGUAAUGCCGUCCUAGACUUCCCAAAGGACAUGUUUGGUAACCUCACCAAGCCUCUAACAUAUCACUUUGUUGACAAUCCUGCAUUUGACGUUCAUGGUGCCAUGCUGUUGCCACUUCCUGAUCACAGUCAUAUUGUUAUGGGUAAUGAUGUGAGCAUAUGGGUUGACGAUGAGGCACAAGCUACUGAAAUUCUAAAUAAAAUCUGGGUUGUGAAGGACGGACUCUCUCAGGACAUUGACAUUAGUACCCUCAUCCGUAUCUGUGGCCUUGACAAACAAACAGGUCAUAUGCCACCAUGCUAAAGAUCAUUAUAAUGCUUGUAAAGAAUGAUGACUUA